AUGCUCUUCUCAUUUUUUUUAGCAUUCUAAUAAGUUUUUGCAGAUUGCAUUGAAAACUCUUAUCUCACUUAUCCAAAUCAAGAAGAAUGGGUUUAUGUAUUGAUUAUUUAUAUAUCAAUAUAGGCAGUCAAAAGAAUCUCAGUUAAAUUAGAAGGAGAAUAUGUUAUUGGAUUUGGUGAUAAUUAUGAAGUAAAAGAUAAAUCAAAAAUAUAAAUUAAAUAAGUUCCUGGAGGUUUAACUUUUGGACCUUCCAAUUUUUAAAUUUAUUGUCCAGCAAUUCAUAAAUUAUCUUAAAAAGAUAUUGUAUAAUGUGAAAUACAAUUAAAUAUGAAAGAAAUAAAUGCAACAUCAAUUCCUUCUAAAGCAUAGUUUGUAUUUUCAGUAGAAUUAGAUAAUGAACUUAAAGAAAAUCCAGUUUUUUAAAUUGAAACCAAUUUUCAAAUGAGAUUAAUGGAUUUUGCAAAAUAGUUGGAAAAUAUGGCAUAUUAUUUAGAAUAUGAAAAUUGUGAUUAAAUUGUGUAUUUAUUGCCUGAUCCAUUACCAAUAUCAUCAUAACAAAUUAAUUUACUAUAAAAAUACUCAAAAACAUUAUCAGAUGAUGCUUCAACCUAACCAAUAAUUAAGUCAAUCAAAGGAUAAUUAUUUGUUGAGAAUUUCUCAAUUGAUUCAAGUUCGAAUUCUCAUCUUUAUGGAUUAAUUGCGAUUAUUAUUGGUGUCAUAAUAUUGGCAGCAAUUAGAGCUUUUAAGUAAAAAUUAUAAGAUUAUUUAUAGCAAAAAACGAGAAGCAUAAAAUCAAUAUGAUCCUUCUAAAUAACCAUUAAAUGAACAAGAAUUACACAAAUUAACUUGAUCAUUUUUAAAUAAAUUAUCC
Molecule: messenger RNA, 871 nt
Organism: Paramecium sonneborni
Lineage: Eukaryota; Ciliophora; Oligohymenophorea; Peniculida; Parameciidae
Source: the annotation of a GenBank genome assembly